AUGAGUCACGCCUACAUCCAAGAGCUCCACAUAGCUAGCCUCGCCGUGCAACGAGCUGCACUCCUCACAAAACAACUGCUAUCAGCUGUUGAUAAGGGUUCCCUAAGCAAAAGUGAUGCAUCCCCCGUGACAAUCGCCGACUUCGCCGCCCAAGCCUCCAUUAUCGCCGCAAUUCAUCACACCUUCCCAGACGAUGACAUCGUAGGCGAAGAAGAUGCCACAGCUCUCCGCGAGAACCCCGCCCUCCUCGAGCGAACAUGGGAGCUCGCCACAUCCGUCCACUUAGACGACGAAGCAAACGAGGCCCUCCUAUAUACCCCACAAACCCGAGAGGAGCUACUGGACUUGAUUGAUCUCGGAGCCCGCGGCGAAUGCAGGCACGGCCGCCGGGCAUGGACCCUGGAUCCCGUAGACGGGACUGCUACCUAUAUCCGCGGACAACAGUAUGCUGUCUGUCUCUCGCUUGUGGAAGACGGCGUACAAAAAUUGGGAGUGAUCGGCUGCCCGAACCUUCAGCUUGGUUCUGGACCUGUCUCAGAAGAUCUGGUGGAUCGGGAUGGAUACGGACAGCUUUUAACUGCGAUCGCAGGACAAGGCGCUUUCAUUCAACCUAUGGGUACUGGAGCCCUUUUACCUGGGAAACAACUCGACCCGGUACUACAAAUUACAGAAACUAGCGAAAUCCGACUAGUUGAUACGCAAGAGUCAAGCUCACAACGACUAGACGCGCAUGAGAAAAUCGCAGCGCAUUUAUCGUGUCCUUGGCCUAAUACCGUUGACCUUUGGUCCGCGCAGAUGCGAUACAUAGCUAUCGCUGUACAGGGCGGGUGCAAUUCAUUCAUCAAAGUGCCUAGUAAGGCGACAUACCGAUCUAAGAUCUGGGAUCAUUCGGGUGGGAUGUUACUUGCGCAGGAGCUUGGGUGUGUGGUGACAGAUCUGGAAGGCAAAUCAGUAGACUGUGGCUUAGGUCGGACUUUGGCUGAUUGUCACGGUAUGGUUGUGGCGCCUACAUCUAUUCAUGGUCAGAUUCUUGAGGCUGUUCGUGUUGUACGGCAGUCAAUCGAGUAA
Penicillium angulare is the source of this 1068-nucleotide messenger RNA. RefSeq names its product inositol monophosphatase family protein. Gene Ontology annotation, biological process: sulfate assimilation. The record is from RefSeq and is a predicted model, not a curated record. The coding region runs from base 1 to 1068 and encodes 355 amino acids. Lineage: Eukaryota; Fungi; Ascomycota; Eurotiomycetes; Eurotiales; Aspergillaceae. The transcript has a single exon. Gene Ontology annotation, molecular function: 3'(2'),5'-bisphosphate nucleotidase activity.